CCUUGCGAGUCCAAAUUUGAGCAGCUGCCGCCCCCACCCAACUACUUGUACCAAGCCUUGACUAUGUGGAGCCCUGGGCUGCCCGCACAGACCCAGAGGGGGGAAAAACGGGAAAGGGGGCUUAGCUCGGUGACCUGUCUCCCUCCGGAGCUUGAUUGCCCUGCGCAUCACCCCAGAGGGAAGGUGAAAGGGAAGUCCUUUGAUGCAAGAACCUGGGCGACCCCACAGGUUCCAGCCGUCCACACCGGCUGAGCCACGCCUCGUCUGGGAGAAGAAAUAAGGAUUCCUUGGCUGCAGCCGGGCAUCAUAGCCUGAGUUCUCCCGCGCAGUAGGAUCGCUACACUAGCGUCCUGGGUUCCCUGGCCCCACCCGGGACCUGCGCGACAGCUUCCGCCACACUCAUCAUGGCGGCGACCUCAGACUACGUCACUUCCGCCCACAACCGGAAGUACAGAGCACCCGAACAUGGCGGCCUCGAAGGUGAAGCAGGACAUGCCCCCUCCUGGUGGCUACGGCCCCAUCGACUACAAACGGAACCUUCCGCGUCGGGGACUGUCGGGCUACAGCAUGUUCGCUGUGGGCAUUGGGGCCAUGAUCUUUGGGCACUGGAGCAUGAUGAAGUGGAAUCGUGAACGCAGGCGCUUGCAGAUCGAGGACUUUGAGGCCCGCAUCGCACUGAUGCCGCUGUUGCAGGCAGAGAAGGACCGAAGGAUCCUGCAGAUGCUUCGGGAGAACCUGGAGGAGGAGGCCAUCAUCAUGAAGGAUGUGCCCGACUGGAAGGUGGGCGAGUCUGUGUUCCACACAAAGCGCUGGGUGCCCCCUGUACUGGGUGAGCUGUAUGGACUGCGCACGAAUGAGGAGGCUGUCAACGCCGCCUAUGGCUUCGUCUGGUACACGUAGGAAGUGCCACUGGACCUCGCCCCCGCCCAUGGAGUGAAUAAAUGUUCUGGAGACCUGCCUG
Molecule: messenger RNA, 961 nt
Organism: Eptesicus fuscus (big brown bat)
Lineage: Eukaryota; Metazoa; Chordata; Mammalia; Chiroptera; Vespertilionidae
Gene: NDUFA13
Product: NADH:ubiquinone oxidoreductase subunit A13
Exons: 5
Coding region: 466-900 (144 amino acids)
Source: RefSeq, a predicted model, not a curated record